This is a messenger RNA of Pristis pectinata (smalltooth sawfish), 4036 nucleotides long. RefSeq names its product interleukin-18 receptor 1-like. Gene Ontology annotation, molecular function: interleukin-1 receptor activity. The record is from RefSeq and is a predicted model, not a curated record. The transcript is spliced from 13 exons. NCBI's taxonomy places the organism in Eukaryota, Metazoa, Chordata, Chondrichthyes, Rhinopristiformes, Pristidae. Gene Ontology annotation, biological process: signal transduction. The coding region runs from base 463 to 1932 and encodes 489 amino acids.
AAAAACCCGCGUCCUUCCUUGGUCGCCUCGCCAGAUGCAUCCUCUUCGCACCGACUUCUGUGCUCUGAAUCGGUUUCACUACCGAAUGAUAAAAGGAGAACCAAGAAUUUCCGAUUUUGUAACCCUUCUAAGUCAUCACCGCUGCGAUUGAUUGGCGUUGUCAUUAACUCUUUGCUCCCGUAAUAUAAAGUGUCGAACUGCAAUCAGAUCAUGGUAAUGGAUGUGAAAUAUUUGGUAUUGAUAACAUUCUGUUACGUUGUGGGAAGAAUUCAAGUAAAAGAUACUGGAGGAAAUCUGAGGAAACAAUCCAUCGGCUGAAACCCACUUAGCUGAGUUCUACUGGAAGAAGCAGGAAGUCUGACUAGCAAGUGUUUUCCAUAUAAAUCUGGACUAGUCUUCGUUACCGAAGGGGAGCACGUCCGUUUAACGUGUAAUCUGUAUAAUGCAUUCACUCCACUUGACAUGAGCAACCUUCAAGCACACAGAUUGAACAUCAGCUGGUUCAAACAUACUUCUGAAGGUGGUCAUAAAAAGCUUUUAGGAGAAGCAGGCAGGAUUACCUAUGAAGGAACCUCAUUAGGAUUUUGGCCUGCAUUUGUGAAUGACACUGGGAAUUACACUUGUUCUGUCUUCAAUAGAACUUAUAAUGUUAGUAGUGCAGGCACCUCUUUGAAUGUACACAGGAAUGAAGGAUUGUGCUCUGAUUGCUUCUUUUCUCGUACCGAAUCUGUUGGAAAAUCAAUUAGGUUGUCCUGUCCAAAACUGAAAGAUUAUAACAGCAAGGAAGAUAAUAUCAUAUGGAUGAAGGACUGCAAGGACAAAGUUCACACAGGGAAUGCAUAUACCAUUUUGAAAGUGGAGGAAAAGAGUGCUGGAUAUUACUCAUGUGUACUCACCGUAGGAAAAGAUGGAGUACAAUAUAAUGUUACAAGAACAAUUAAAUUGAAGACCAAAGGGUAUGUUGAACGAUUUAUACCAAAAUUAGUUUAUCCUGGUAGGAAAGAACAAAUUGAGGUUGAACUAGGAGAUAAGAGAGAAAUUGAAUGCAAAGCAGUUCUUGGCUACAAAAACAAUCUUUUCUGCAUGCUAUAUUGGCGAUAUAAAAACAGAUUCUUUGAGAUAAAUGGAACAGUCUAUGAAGGUCCUGUGAGGAAUGUCUCAGAAGGCAAUAGAAUAUAUAUGAUAAGGCCCCUUGUGUUCAAAGGAGUCAAAGCAGAGCAUCUGAAUGAACCUUUUACUUGUGCUUUAGAUUGUCCAGAGACUAACUUAAAUGGUAACAUCACUCUUCUGGAAAAAGGCAAGCAUGACACCAGUCUAAUAUUCCUGCUGCUCUUCACAACCUUGGCUGUUAUCAUUAUUGUAGCAGUUGUCUAUGUCAGGUUCAAGAUAGACUUUGUUCUUUGCUUCAGGGACUUAACCUCCAGGGAUGAAACUCUACAAGAUGGUAAGGAAUAUGAUGCAUAUGUAUUGCUUCUUAAGAGCAAUGAGGCUCUCAUCAGUGCUGAGGGAGAAACUUUUGCUUUGAAACUGUUACCUGCAAUUCUAGAACAAAAAUUUGGUUAUCGGCUGUGCAUUUAUGAACGUGAUGUUCUUCCUGGAGCAGCUUCUGCCAGUGAAAUACUUUCCUACAUUAACAAAUCCAGAACAUUGAUUAUUAUACUGUGUGCGGAGUGCAUGGCAAAUGAUAGUUCUACGUAUGGCCUGAUGACAGGUCUUCAUCAAGCUUUGGUUGAGAGGUUAAUAAAGCCAAUACUUAUUGAAUAUCUUCCAAUAAGAGACAUUACACUUUUACCACAGUCACUUCAACUUAUUCUGAAAUCAGACAGAUCAGUGAAGUGGACAAAUGAAUCUCUAUCACAGAAUUCAUACUUUUGGAAAAAGAUAAGGUACCUUAUGCCAGCAAAAUACACUAAAACAGCUGGGUGGUCCUGAAGUGGAAGAACUGGUUACUCAUUCUUUGACACCAGAAUCUGAUAAUCAAGUGAUUAUGUGAUUACUGAUAAUGAAUUGUGGAAAAUUCGUUGUGUCUGUGACAAUAGAAUAAAUAGUUUUCAAGUUCGGUAAAAUCUUUAAUAUUUUGAAAUGAAAUUACAAAAGGAUUGACAAAUAAGACAACUAAGUAUGUAACAAGAAGUAGUAAUGUGACAAAUACUUGCCCUUUUAAUCUGCAAUCUACAAUAUCAUACCUCAGUACUUAAGUAAUCUGAUCUCUUCAAAGAUUUCAAUUGGCCUGAGGAUAUAGAGAACUAUAGAGGAUAGAAUAAACAUCCCAGAAAUAAAUAUAAAUCAGGAAUUCAGGAAGCAUGGGAGACAAUCAGGAAAAUUACCAUAAUCAAGAAAGUGGUAGUGAGCAAGUAUUUGCAGCUGUGGGCGAAGAAGUAAUUGAAUUCUCAUGUGUUUCAUCCGAGGGUUUUCAAAGAAGUGGUUUGUGAGAUGGUUGAAGUGUAAUUAUUAAUUUUUUCAAAAUUCCCUAGAUUUUGGAAAGGUCAAAUAAAUUAGAAAAUAGUAAAUGCAACUCUCUUAUUCAAAAAGGAAGAGAUAGAAAGCAAGAAACUACAGGUUAGUUAGCUUAACAUCUGUCAUAGGGAAAAUGUUAGAAGCAAUUCUUGAAAAUAUGAUGGCAGGUUCUUAGGAAAAUUCAAGGCAACCUGGCAAAGUCAACUUGGUUUUGUGAAAGGGAAAUCAUGUUUGACCAAUUUCAGAAUCGGGUUUUAUCAGAACACUUUGAAGCUGUUUCGCGAGCUGAUGAUAAAGGCAGACUGGUGAAUCUAUGAUACUUAGAUUCCAGCAGACAUUUGAUGAGGUAUUACACCAAAGGCGACUGUGGAAAAUAAAAGUUCAUGGUGUAGGAGGUAACAUAUUGGCAUAGGUGGAAGAUUGGCUGACUAACAGGAAACAGUUAUUUUUCUGUUUGGCAAAAUGUAAUGAAUGGUGUGCCACAGGGAUCUGUGCUCUCAAGAAUUACAGGUUAUCCAACUAAUUUGGAUGAAAGAGCUUAAGAUAUAGUUGCUAAAUUUGGUAACACAAAGGUAACAAAAAUAAAUGAAAAAUGCAUAUUAUCUAACUGGGGAGAGAUUGCAGAACUCUGAGAAGCAAAGGGAUCGAGGUGUCAUGAGGUAUCAUGAUUCACAAAAGGCUAGUAUGCAGGUAAAGCAAGCAAUUAGGAAAGGUAACAGAAUAUUAUUGUUUACUGCUAGCAGAAUUGAAUACAAGAGAAGGGAGGUUAUAUAAAGCAUUGGUGAGCCCAUAUCUAGAAUACUGUGUAUAGUAUUGGUCAUCUUAUUUGAGAAAUGAUGUAAAUGUGAAGUAGUUCAGAGAAGGAUCGCAAAUACUAAUAUGAGGAAAUGUUGGGCAGGCUAGGCUUGCAUCCAAUUAGUCUACUGGGGUGGGAGAAGGCUUUGUUGAAACAUAUAAGAUCCAGAGGCAUCUUUCCAUGGUAGAUGUGGGAUAUGUUACUUUUUGUGGGGGAAUCUGGAAUAAGAGGUCACAGUUGGAAGAUAAAGGUUUGCCCAUUUAAGACAGAGAUGAGGGAAUUAUUUGGCUCGUCAGCAAAUCUCUCAGCAGGUACUGGCUUCCUCAAAGGUCAGUGGAAACGGAGUAUUUGAGUUUUUUAAGGCAAAAGUAGAUAGCUGCGUGAUAAGCCAAGGGUAGGCUUGAAUGCAAAGUUGAGAUAACAGUCUAUGGUGACCUUGUAGAUUGGUGGAGCAGCUCCUUCUGCUCCCAAUUUGUACAUUUAUAUGUUUAGAAGGAACAUAUAUGUGCAUGUUCUGUAACUUUAGCAUGUUUUUCAGAAAUUUGGCGUUAUUAAUAUUGUCUGUUUACUGUUAAUUCUUCAGCAAGGUCUCAAAAGCAGCAAAGCAAUGAACACAACUUUGUUUUUUAUAUUAUAGCUGAUGGAGAAAGGUCGAACAUAACAUUAGGAGAACUUACUGCUCUUCACUGAAUAGUUAUGCAGGGUUUUUAAUAUCUGCCUGAAGUAAUGGAAAGGUCAAAUGGAACAUUUGAAGUAAUCUUUAUUUCUAUUAUUAAUUGAUUA